UGGUGCUUUCUAAAUUCGAUUGACGUGUCGAAAAAAUAUAUACAUAGCGCUAUCGUAUUUUUGAGGCCGUAGUUGAAUUUCCUAUUUAUUCUUCUAAAACAAGCGCAAAUUAGAAUGAUAAGCACUAGUAUUAUUACAGUGCUUGCUACACUGUUAGUUUUCCCUCUUUCGAAUGCUUUAUACUUUCACAUUGGUGAAACCGAACGUAAAUGUUUCAUCGAAGAAAUACCGGAUGAAACCACCGUAGUAGCUAAUUACAAGGUGGAACUGUACGACCCCCGGUCCGGAGGAUUCAUGCCAUCAUCCCCUGGAAUUGGAAUGCACGUAGAAAUCAAGGACCCAGACGAUAAAAUAAUCCUAUCGCGCGUCUACAGCUCCGAAGGACGGAUUUCGUUCACCUCCCACAUCCCUGGAGAACACGUACUUUGUAUGUAUUCCAAUAGUACCGCAUGGUUCAGUGGUUCACAGCUUCGUGUUCACCUGGAUAUUCAAGUCGGUGAACAUACCAUCGAUUAUGCGAAUGUUGCUCAAAAAGAAAAAUUAACUGAACUGCAACUACGCAUUCGGCAACUUUUGGAUCAAGUGGAUCAAAUUACGAAGGAACAAAACUAUCAAAGAUAUCGCGAGGAACGUUUCCGUCAAACAAGCGAUAGCACCAACCAGCGCGUCUUGUGGUGGUCUUUAGCUCAGACAAUAGUACUCGUGAUAAUGGGAUUCUGGCAAAUGAGGCAUCUUAAGAGCUUCUUUGAAGCAAAGAAGUUAGUUUAAUUAAACAAAGCACAUGGCAAUGUGAAUCACAAUGGUAAUAAACUUUGUAAAAUUGGACCAAUGUGAUUGGCUCGAAUUGAAGAUCAUU
Messenger RNA from Anopheles nili, 856 nucleotides. RefSeq names its product transmembrane emp24 domain-containing protein eca (gene eca). Gene Ontology annotation, cellular component: COPII-coated ER to Golgi transport vesicle; endoplasmic reticulum; endoplasmic reticulum-Golgi intermediate compartment. The record is from RefSeq and is a predicted model, not a curated record. The transcript is spliced from 4 exons. Lineage: Eukaryota; Metazoa; Arthropoda; Insecta; Diptera; Culicidae. Gene Ontology annotation, biological process: Golgi organization; intracellular protein transport; endoplasmic reticulum to Golgi vesicle-mediated transport. Bases 115 to 768 code for a protein of 217 amino acids.